AUGAAGAAUGUGAAAUUUUCGUAUAAGAAGUGUAAUGAUGGCCGCAAAUUUUUGAUGGAGAGAAAUGACAUCGUUGCAUUUCAAUGUAAAUUUCUUCGAGAAUUUUGUACGUUGCGCGGGAUGAAGGAUGAUCGUCCUGUUGUUUAUAUUGACGAGACAUGGGUUAACCAAAAUCAUUCGAGAUCAAUGAUUUGGCAAAAUGAACACGGCACAGAAGGAUUGAAAGUUCCAACGGGAAAAGGAGGUCGGCUUAUCGUGUGCCAUGCUGGAUGUGCUCGUUACGGCUUUAUUCAAGGGUUCAAACUAGUAUUCCGUAGCAAUUCAGGCAAUACCUCCGACUACCAUAGUCAGAUGAAUGUCGACUUUUUAAAAACUGUAGAAAAUCACCCAAGAAGUAAUUGGAAAAAAUCGGACGUACAAAAAUGGUUGAAUGAAAAAAAUAUUGAAUUUCAUCCUCUUGAAACUUUACCAGAACUUCAUCAAAAAGUUAAAGCCUUAAUUCUGCGCCAAAUAAAAUACUUGCUUGACCAAAUUGCAUUUGAAAAAGGUCACGAAGUAAUACGCCUACUUCCUUAUCAUUGCCAAUAUAACGCAAUUGAACUUAUAUGGGACCAAGUUAAGGGUCAAGUAGCAAAAAAAAAAAAUAAUACAUUCAAGAUGGUUGAUAUCGAGCGUCUUAUCCGCGAAGCGUUAGAUGCGGUAACCAAAGAGGAUUGGGAAAAUUGUGUAAGCCAUGCCGAAGAAAUACAAGAUUCGGAUAACCGAAAGGAAAUUCUUAGACGCCUUAAUGAAACCAAGAUAUUGAGAGUUGAGACUGAUGUAAAAGUGAAAACUCUUAAAUGUCAUAGUGCUAUAAGAUGGAUACAAAGAUAUGAUACAGUUCACGAUUUCGUAGAGCUAUUUGAGAUUGUCUUAGAAGCAUUAGAGACUACUUCAGAUUAG
Aphis gossypii (cotton aphid) is the source of this 942-nucleotide messenger RNA. RefSeq lists its product as uncharacterized. The coding region runs from base 1 to 942 and encodes 313 amino acids. The transcript is spliced from 3 exons. Gene Ontology annotation, molecular function: nucleic acid binding. NCBI's taxonomy places the organism in Eukaryota, Metazoa, Arthropoda, Insecta, Hemiptera, Aphididae. The record is from RefSeq and is a predicted model, not a curated record.